Messenger RNA from Eimeria maxima, 532 nucleotides. RefSeq lists its product as hypothetical. The annotation marks the transcript as partial. The transcript has a single exon. NCBI's taxonomy places the organism in Eukaryota, Apicomplexa, Conoidasida, Eucoccidiorida, Eimeriidae. The record is from RefSeq and is a predicted model, not a curated record.
AUGCAUGCAUUAGAGGAAGCAAAAAAAAAUAUUCUUGCUGCUGUGCAGCAGAAGCAGCAGCAGCAGCAGCAGCAGCAGCAGCAGCAGGAAGAUGAUGAUAGCAGCAGUGAUAGUGAUUGUGAUGAAUAUGACGACACCACCACAACCCCCAGCAGCAGCAGCAACAGCAACAGCAGCAACAGCAACAGCAGCAGCAGCAGCAGCAGCAACAGCAGCAGCAGGAAGAAGAAGAGGAGCAGCAAGAAGAUGAUAACAGCAGAUGAUAUAUUGUUGCUUCCUUUUGAUUUAUCUAAAGGAUUAGAUGAUGAGAUUAGACUGCAGCACAAGCAGCAGCAGCAGCAGCAGCAGCAGCAGCAGCAAGUGCAGCAGCAGCAAGUGCAGCAGCAAGAAGGCGAGCAACAGCUAGACCACCAGCAGCAGCAGCAGCAGCAGCAGCAGCAGGAAGAAGAAGAAGAACCUGAUGAAUGGCAACAACUUGUAGAUAAGGCAGUUAAUUGGAGGGGAGGAGUAGAUAUAUUAUUCAAUAAUGCAG